Solanum dulcamara is the source of this 1323-nucleotide messenger RNA. RefSeq lists its product as uncharacterized. The record is from RefSeq and is a predicted model, not a curated record. The coding region runs from base 1 to 1323 and encodes 440 amino acids. Gene Ontology annotation, molecular function: zinc ion binding; nucleic acid binding. NCBI's taxonomy places the organism in Eukaryota, Viridiplantae, Streptophyta, Magnoliopsida, Solanales, Solanaceae. The transcript is spliced from 3 exons.
AUGGGUGGAGUUGAGUUUGAAGUCACUGUUGACCCUACAGAUGCCGAGCAGUGGUUGGAAUGGAUUGAAAGAGUGUUUGAGCAGUUAGAGUGUUCAGACACUACCAAAUUUAAGUAUGUUGUCUCACUGUUACAAAAAUAUGCCUAUGAUUGGAAAGCUUAUGCAGAUUUAGAAGGUCCAUCAAAAAGAGGGAGGUUUGACAGUUCCAAAGCUAAUACUUUUCAAAAGUUAGCCCAACAUAAGCAGAAUAGAUCAAGUUUCUCUACUGCCAGCACUCCAAGCUAUGUCCAAGGCAAGACUCAUAUACCAACUUGUGCACAAUGUGGAAAGAAUCAUUUUGGUACUUGUAGAAGAGCUUUUGGCGCUUGUUUUAAUUGUGGGAGCUUCUAUCAUAAAGUGAGGGAUUGUCCUAAUCCUAAAUUCACUUAUUCUCUGCGUGUGGAAGUCUCAGUUCAAAAACCUGUUACCACUCCAUCUCAAGGGAAUAGAGGUGCAAGAUCUAGAAAUACACAAGCAAUAGGUACAGGAGCAACCAAUCCAGCUAGUGGGUCAAGAGCUAUAGCACGAGCUUAUGCAAUGAGACAGAGGGAUGACCAAGAUGAAGCAAAUGUGGUUGUUGGUAAAUUCCACUUAUUCGACUUAUGUGUUAUUACAUUAUUUGAUCCUGGUUCUACACAUUCGUAUAUUUUCUCAUCAUUGGUGUUUCCUAAAAAUGUGAAAUCUGUGAGACUCGAUUGUGGGGUGCUUGUCCAAAUUCCUUUGGGUCAACAAGUUGUUUCCAAUCAAAUCUAUCGAGGUUGUUCCUUGGUGAUUCAAAAUCUAGUCUUUCUUGCCGAUUUAAUUGAAAUGCCUUUCAAAGACUAUGAUUUCAUUAUCGGUAUGGAUUGGAUUUAUAGAUACUAUACGGUAGUUGAUUGUAGGUCAAAGGAUAUGACCUUUAAAGCUCUUUCACCUUCACACAUCAUUGUUCAAGGUGCAAGAUCAAUGACAUCUAAUAUCAUCUUCGUGGUGGUAGCAAGGAAGAUGGUUAUACAAGGUUGUCAAGCUUAUCUUGCUCAUAUAUUUGAUACACGCCUGAAAAGUCCAAGCCUUGAGGAUAUACCCGUGGUGUUUGAAGUUCCUGAUUUCUUCUCUGAAAAUCUUUCCGGACUGCCCCCGGAAAGGGAGGUUGAAUUUCCUAUAGAGUUUGUUCCUGGAACUACUCCUAUCUCUAUGACGCCUUAUCGAAUGGCUCCACUCGGUGAAGUGGCCUUUUUGGGACAUAUUGUGUCGGCGGCAGGUGUGAAAGUGGAUCCUAGUAAAAUUCAAGCUAUUGUUGAAUAA